AUGCCUCCCGCUGCCCUGCAAGCCACCGUAUCAGAAUCGGUCAAGGACGCUAUCAUUUCCAAAUUGCGCCAACCACCAAGUGCCGUCCCUUCGCGAGAGUGGAGUGCAGAGACUCGUACCUCCUUGACACCGGCCGAUGCUGGCAUCGCAGAGGCACGUGCUUCAGCAGAAGAUAUCGAACUUGUCGAUCUGCAACAUCACAACUUUUCAGAACCGCGCAAACGCAUCGUAUCGCCCGCAUCCCUAUCCAGGUUCGAGCACUCACAAGCUUUCGCCGAGAUCCUCGCGUUCAUUUGCGUCUGCAACACAAGGGUAGUGGGAAAGACGCUGACCGAAGAGAUCCAAAUUUCGUCGGCAUGUCGCACCAUCCUCGAAAUGCUUGAUCAAGUGGCCGCUCUGCGCGAGUCGACUCCGCCAGACGCUUCGAUCGGCUCAUCCCGUUUCGGCAAUCCCGCUUUUCGCACGUUCUACGCCAAGAUCCGUGAGAACACCGACCGUCUUCAUCGCAUGAUUCCGGGCCUCGAGACCGAUUCUGAAUGGUCACGAGCGGCCCGCGCCGAACUUUCCGUCUACUUUCAGGAGUGCUGGGGCAACGAAAAGAGAAUCGAUUACGGGAGUGGCAUGGAGCUCAACAUGGCCUGCUGGUUGCUCUGUCUUUGCAAAUUGCGCAUUCUGCGUCUUCCUGAGGACGGCGCUUGCAUUGUUCUGCGCAUCUUCUGGACGUACGUUCAAGUGAUGCGCGAUAUCCAGUCCUCGUACUGGCUCGAGCCAGCCGGUAGUCAUGGCGUAUGGGGACUCGACGAUUAUCACUUCCUUCCCUUUCUCUGGGGUGCCGGUCAGCUAAGCAGCCAUCGGCAUCUCCGUCCCAAAGCGAUCCACGACGCAGAGAUCGUCGAUGAGUUCGCACCAAAGUACAUGUACUUGGCCUGCAUUCAGUUCAUCAACUCGGUCAAGACGGCCUCGUUGCGCUGGCAUUCGCCUAUGCUCGAUGACAUUUCAGGCGCGAAAUCAUGGAGCAAAGUCAACCAAGGCAUGAUCAAGAUGUACCGCGCAGAGGUGCUCAAGAAGCUUCCCAUUGCCCAGCACAUCUUUUUCGGAAGCUUACUCCGUUUCCCAGAGCCUGCCACGGGUGAGCUCGAGGAAGAAGACGUCGAAGAAGAUGCGCAUGGUCACAUUCAUCCAGCAGGAAAGCCACAUGCACACGGUACAGGUGAGGGUCAGGCUGCUGGAUGGGGUGACUGCUGCGGCAUCCCCAUCCCCAGCGCAUUUGCAGCGGCGGAGCAAGAGAAGAAACGCCAACAAGGCAAUUUCAGCUCGACAAUGCUGGGCGAGAAGCCAUUUGGAACAGGUGUCCGUCGGAUCCCAUUCGACUGA
Molecule: messenger RNA, 1374 nt
Organism: Mycosarcoma maydis (corn smut)
Lineage: Eukaryota; Fungi; Basidiomycota; Ustilaginomycetes; Ustilaginales
Product: putative peptidylprolyl isomerase
Exons: 2
Coding region: 1-1374 (457 amino acids)
Biological process (GO): mitotic spindle organization
Cellular component (GO): protein phosphatase type 2A complex; nucleus; cytoplasm
Molecular function (GO): protein tyrosine phosphatase activator activity; peptidyl-prolyl cis-trans isomerase activity
Source: RefSeq, a predicted model, not a curated record